CUGUUUACACCGAUGGGUGCCCUCCUCUUACAGACUUCCAGGACGAAGGUCACAGCCCGCCCUUUCAGGUUUGCCCUGCCGUCAGCGGCAGUUGUAUGCAUGCUCAUGCAGUGCGCUGGUGCUUGCUGGGUUUAGUACUUUAUGUAAGAGACAACAUUAGAGAAGCCAAGAUUCAUGUUCUUGGCGGACACCAUGCCUUGUCCUUGCAGCUAAGGAAGUUACUUUAGAAAGAAAGAAUACAUAUAAGAAACAAGAUGGCUCAUGCCGGGAAACGAUACCAAGAUAAGCAAUACAGGCACCAUAAGAACCAUGGAUCUGAUAGAUAUGAGGAGGACAGAAGAGCGAGAAAACCAUACCCAUACAAUGCAAGACGAACAGAAGAUAUCCGAGGUGGCCAGCACUCAAGGGCUUCCACUGUUUGCUCAGACCCUUACUCUAAAACCUCAGGAACAUCACGGGAAUAUUUUGGCCCGCCACCAGAAUAUUAUCCUCCCAAGGAAACCUUCUCAAUGAAGUGUUCAAAGGUAUGCACAACAAGAGGCAUUUUAAAGAUUGUGGAAAUCACGGUUAACCUCCUGGUGCUGAUUUGCGUGGGCGCUGCCCAAGCCUCUGUUGCAGGCUUCACAUCCUUUGGUGGCUUCGGCGCCGGAUCCUUCAGCCUGAAUUUGGCCUACAGCCCCUUUGAGGGCACGGAGCUCCAGGAGGUGAGGGAGCUAGAUGUGCAGUUCACCCAGAUGAGAGCCCCUUGCGUGUAUGGCGGGGUAGCCUUCAGCUUAACAGCAGCAGUACUUACCCUUGUCUUCCUUGUCGUGGGGUCAAAACCCAUCCAGCAGCUCAGGAUAGGGCUGCUGGUAGGCGAAUGUGCCUUCAACCUGGUGGCCGGCGUGGCGUACAUCGCAGCGGUCGGCCUCUACCUGCACUUUGUCAGCCAGGUGAACGCCACAGAAGUUUGCAAGAGGCGCGAGAGGCUCUAUGCACGCCGCGGUUAUACCUCCAUGAACUGCGUGGUCCAGGGCGGUGAUGCAGCUGUCGGCCUUUUUGGUGUCGCUGCUGCCUGUUUGUACUUUGCCAGCUUUGUAGUCUGCGUACUUGCUAUCCGAACUGUCCGGGCCUUCCAGAGCCAUGCCGUCAAGGCUCAGCACAGCCCCAAAACCAGCGUUAGAGACAGAAGCGUCAGAGGUCACCACGCCAUCCACAAGACCUCUGAAAGCUCCCACAACAUCCAGGCUCUUGCCACAUUAGUGUGAAGUCAGCUCUGGGACUGUGCCAGAGAGCCAGAGCUUGAGCAAGGGACAGCUACUGGGCAUCACACGCUAAACAGGUGAUCAGUCCACAUGUAUUGUCCUACAAGGUGCUGAAGAGUGUACCGAAUCACCAAAUGUAACAAUGCUACUAUAACAUGACGUAAUAAAAUUGAUGUUGAGCA
Messenger RNA from Phalacrocorax carbo (great cormorant), 1426 nucleotides. NCBI's taxonomy places the organism in Eukaryota, Metazoa, Chordata, Aves, Suliformes, Phalacrocoracidae. The record is from RefSeq and is a predicted model, not a curated record.